GGGUAUUGCUCCAGGAACGUACAAGAUCGUCAACGCAAAGGGAGGUACUGCGCUCGACCUCUCUGGUGGCGACAACCGCACUAUUAUUGGCUUCACUGUUCACGGUCAGGCUAAUCAGCAGUGGACUGUCAGCGAGCCCGACUCAGAUGACAACCAGACGAUUUUCUGCCAGGCUUCCAACCUCUAUCUAGCCAUUGAAGAUGCACCUAACGAUUAUACGCGCAUCAUUGCGAGCUCGUCUCCGACGCGCUGGGCUAUCCGGCGCGACGGUAAAGAUCAGAACUUUUGGCGUGUGUUCUUCCCUGGAACUGGAUUCAACUUCGAUCUUUCCGACCAUGGUAACCCAACGCCUGGAACGGUAAUUCACCUGUGGAGUGCUACUGAUGGAAGGAACCAGCUCUGGAACUUUGAGAACGUUUGAAGGCAUUGAUUUUGGAUGAACAUGGAAGGGCUAAUAUUGACAUUAAUUUUCUAACC
Fomitiporia mediterranea MF3/22 is the source of this 477-nucleotide messenger RNA. Its product is annotated as ricin B-like lectin. NCBI's taxonomy places the organism in Eukaryota, Fungi, Basidiomycota, Agaricomycetes, Hymenochaetales, Hymenochaetaceae. The transcript is spliced from 5 exons. The annotation marks the transcript as partial. The record is from RefSeq and is a predicted model, not a curated record.